UUAUUUUUGAUACAGCUCUUUUAAACAGACUGAUUAGUUUCCUUUAUGAUUUUACAUUUGAAUGCACACACUAUUUCAUUCUUUGUCAUUGUUGCAUGACAUUCCAUUUGGCAGUUGGCUUAUUUUUAGCCAGACUAUCAAAGUAUUUCUCAACUGGACUGUCACUGCACUUGAACUUGGAAUUUUGUAGCCUGAAUAACUGCACUGUAGAAAAGAAAGAACUGCUCGCAAAUGGGAAAUUAUAAAUCUAGACCAACUCAAACUUGUACUGAUGAAUGGAAGAAGAAAGUCAGUGAAUCUUAUGUGACUAUAAUAGAAAGAUUAGAAGAUGACCUGCAGAUCAAGGAUAAAGAGCUUACAGAACUAAGCCAUAUAUUUAGCUCUGAUGAAGCCUUCAGUGAAGUCAAUUUAAAUUACCGCACUGAAAACGGGCUCUCUCUACUUCAUUUAUGUUGCAUUUGUGGAGGCAACAAGUCACAUAUCCGAACACUUAUGUUAAAAGGGCUCCGUCCAUCUCGACUGACAAAAAAUGGAUUUACAGCCUUGCACUUGGCAGUUUAUAAGGAUAGUGCAGAAUUGAUCACUUCACUGCUUCACAGUGGAGCUGAUAUACAGCAAGUUGGGUAUGGUGGCCUCACUGCCCUUCACAUUGCUACUAUAACUGGUCACCUGGAGGCUGCUGAUGUGUUGCUGCAGCAUGGAGCUAAUGUCAAUGUUCAAGAUGCAGUCUUCUUCACUCCAUUGCACAUUGCAGCAUACUAUGGGCAUGAACAGAUUACCCGCCUCCUUUUGAAAUUUGGUGCUGAUGUAAAUGUAAGUGGUGAAGUUGGAGAUAGGCCUCUCCACCUAGCGUCUGCAAAAGGAUUCUUCAAUAUUGCAAAACUCUUAAUGGAGGAAGGCAGCAAGGCAGAUGUGAAUGCUCAGGAUAAUGAAGACCAUGUCCCACUCCACUUCUGUUCUCGCUUUGGACACCAUGAUAUAGUGAAGUACCUGCUCCAAAGUGACUUGGCAGUUCAACCCCAUGUUGUUAAUAUCUACGGAGACACCCCUUUGCACUUGGCAUGCUACAAUGGCAAAUUUGACGUUGCUAAGGAAAUCAUUCAAAUAUCAGGAACAGAAAGUCUGACUAAGGAAAAUAUCUUCAGUGAAACAGCUUUUCACAGUGCUUGUACCUAUGGCAAAAGCAUUGACCUGGUUAAAUUCCUUCUUGAUCAGAAUGUCAUAAACAUCAACCACCAAGGAAGGGAUGGCCACACUGGACUACAUUCUGCUUGCUACCAUGGUCACAUCCGCCUGGUUCAGUUCUUACUGGAUAAUGGAGCUGAUAUGAAUCUAGUAGCCUGUGAUCCCAGCAGGUCUAGUGGUGAAAAAGAUGAGCAGACAUGUUUGAUGUGGGCUUAUGAAAGAGGACAUGAUGCCAUUGUCACACUCUUGAAGCAUUAUAAGAGACCCCAGGAGGAACUGCCCUGCAAUGAAUAUUCUCAGCCCGGAGGAGAUGGCUCCUAUGUGUCUGUUCCUUCCCCCUUGGGGAAGAUCAAAAACAUGACAAAAGAGAAGGCAGACGUUCUCCUCCUAAGGGCUGGAUUGCCUUCACACUUCCACCUUCAGCUCUCAGAAAUUGAGUUCCACGAGAUUAUCGGCUCAGGAUCUUUUGGGAAAGUAUAUAAAGGACGAUGCAGAAAUAAAAUAGUGGCCAUCAAACGUUACCGAGCCAACACCUACUGCUCCAAGUCAGAUGUGGAUAUGUUUUGCCGGGAGGUGUCCAUUCUCUGCCAGCUGAAUCAUCCCUGUGUAAUUCAGUUUGUGGGCGCUUGCUUGAACGAUCCCAGCCAGUUUGCCAUUGUCACCCAGUACAUAUCAGGAGGUUCCCUGUUCUCCCUCCUUCAUGAACAGAAGAGGAUUCUUGAUUUGCAGUCCAAGUUGAUUAUUGCAGUAGAUGUGGCCAAAGGUAUGGAGUACCUUCACAACCUGACACAGCCAAUUAUACACCGUGACUUGAACAGUCACAAUAUUCUUCUCUAUGAGGAUGGACAUGCUGUGGUGGCUGAUUUUGGAGAAUCAAGAUUUCUACAGUCUCUGGAUGAAGACAACAUGACAAAACAACCUGGGAACCUCCGUUGGAUGGCUCCAGAGGUGUUCACACAGUGCACGCGGUACACCAUCAAAGCUGACGUCUUCAGCUAUGCUCUGUGUCUGUGGGAACUUCUCACUGGUGAAAUUCCAUUCGCCCAUCUCAAGCCAGCUGCAGCAGCAGACAUGGCCUACCACCACAUUAGACCUCCCAUUGGCUAUUCCAUUCCCAAGCCCAUAUCUUCUCUGCUGAUGCGAGGGUGGAAUGCAUGUCCUGAAGGAAGACCUGAGUUUUCUGAAGUUGUCACGAAGUUAGAGGAAUGUCUCUGCAAUAUUGAGCUGAUGUCUCCCGCAUCAAGUAACAGCAGUGGGUCUCUCUCACCAUCCUCUUCCUCUGAUUGCCUGGUGAGCCGGGGAGGGCCUGGCCGGAGCCACGUGGCAGCUUUACGGAGUCGUUUUGAGUUGGAAUAUGCUCUAAAUGCAAGAUCCUAUUCUGCCUGGUCCCAAAGUGCUAGACAAUGUUCCUCUCAAGGCCUGUCAUUGGAAGAGAUGAAAAGAAGUCUUCAGUACUCACCCAUUGACAAAUAUGGCUGGACAAAAGGAAGUAUUUUUGCUCUAAGAUGUAGAUCUUGUUUCAGUCCACCCAGAGUUGAGAUACAGUGGUAUGUAUCUUGCUUCCCCUCACCCUGGCUCCCCAACCACAACCUCCCUCACAUCUGCCCAGAGCCAGUCCCACAGAAGGAGAGAGAGGCCGACAGUAUGGGCGGCAGAGGCAUUUCCUCUGGGGAGAGUUUAUGUGGCACCUAAGAGAUUUUGACAGAGACCAUUCUUAUGAAAAUAAAUAUGCCUAUCCAACCGUGUCUUGCUAGAUGUCCUAAUGAAAAUGUAGAUGGCUAGGUUGCUUCUGGAAACUCAGCUAUCAAAAGGAAGCAAAAGCAGCAAUAGCCAUUGAUCAAUGUGCCCAUUUUCACAGAAGCAAUGGAUGGCUUCCUUGCUUAGAGCAGAAAAACAGCUAUUUCCCUGCACACACACCUGGGUCCUCCACAACAGUGGCCCGCUUCUGAGCCGCUGGGAUCAUUCUCUGGCCACAUCCAGGGCUGUUGUUGCAAAGGGCAUCAAAUACGGGGAUUUAGACCUCAGGACUGAUGUACACUUAACAUUUGGGCUACCAGCAUGAAAAACCCAACAGAGGCAACCUGCUGUGGAAGAAAGUCUUUUCCCUUUUCUUUCCAGCUAGCACCACCUUCCUUUCUUAGCCAUCAUUGGUUCAGCAUUCACUAUGCAC
Molecule: messenger RNA, 3355 nt
Organism: Oryctolagus cuniculus (rabbit)
Lineage: Eukaryota; Metazoa; Chordata; Mammalia; Lagomorpha; Leporidae
Source: RefSeq, a predicted model, not a curated record